Molecule: messenger RNA, 5246 nt
Organism: Microplitis demolitor
Lineage: Eukaryota; Metazoa; Arthropoda; Insecta; Hymenoptera; Braconidae
Product: putative mediator of RNA polymerase II transcription subunit 26
Exons: 5
Coding region: 446-5164 (1572 amino acids)
Biological process (GO): mitotic spindle assembly checkpoint signaling; meiotic sister chromatid cohesion, centromeric; protein phosphorylation
Molecular function (GO): ATP binding; protein kinase activity
Source: RefSeq, a predicted model, not a curated record
AUAUAUUUAUCUCGUAUAUCUAUACAUUGUCUAUGAUACCGCAGUGCACAGAGUGUUGAGUCAGUUGACUGUUGAGGUUUUGAUGAGUUCAAGCUUCAGAGUAAUUCGGAGGAUUCAGAGCAAGCAAUUCUCAGUACAGAGUAGCCAGAGUGCCCAGAGUAAUUUCAAGGGUUUCAAGGCAGCUUAGGGAUGUGUGAUAUGUGAUAUGGUUAUUUCAUUUUAGCCGUUACAUUACACAUAACCUGAUUCAUAUAUACAUAUAGGUAUACUUGUAUGAUAUAUUGUGAAUAGCGUCCUUGUUUAUACACUCGAAUUCAGCAAAAAAUAAAAUAAAAAAAAAAAAGUGGCGAAAUUUGUCAAUACUCAAGUGACUAAACCCAUAGAGUAGUAUGUUAAUGAUUGAAAAAAAGUUACUGCAAUAAACUGAUUGUUGAGAUUUAUAACAAUGGAUCCAGCAACAGUAAUAGCACUGUGCAAAGAAAAUAUCCAGCCUUUGCGUCAUGGUAGAAAUGCAGCUCAAUUAGGUACUGCACUUCGAGCUCAAGAAGACGUUGAAGCCCAACAAUUGUUGAUGCAAGAAAAGCAAAUGUAUGAAGAUGGGAUUAAAAAUUAUCAAGGUGAUGAUCCAUUGGAAAAUUGGUAUGAGUAUAUAUUGUGGGUUGAACAAAGUUAUCCAAAGAGUGGGCAUGAAAGUCAUAUUGGUAAAUUAUUGCAACAGUGUUUAGCGACAUUUGAGAAAGAAAUAAAAUAUCAUCAAGACCGUCGAUAUAUCAGAUUGUGGAUUAAUUAUAUAAGUAUGCAAAAAAAUCCAUUAGAAUUAUAUCAAUUGUUGUAUAAUACUGGCAUUGGAACAAUGGUGGCUGAUAUGUAUAGAGCAUGGGCCUUUGAAUUGGAACAAGCUAAUGAUUGCAAACGGGCUGAUGAGGUUUAUAUGUUGGGAAUAACUGCCAGAGCUGAGCCACGUGAUGAAUUAAUUUAUGCUCGUGAAAAUUUUCAAAUGGCUGUUGGUCGUAAAGCACUUGGUUGUGAUCAAGAGAGAAAUGAAAUCGCAUUAUCUGAACAACGACAAGCAUUCAGUUCUCUGCGGGCUAUUAAAUCUGGUAAACGUGCGACUAAUGUUAGAACUGGACAUCGUGUUAAAGAUUAUAUGCCUGGUGUCGUCCCACAAAUACCAGCAACAUUAACAACAACAACAGCAGCAGCAUCAUCAUAUUAUAAUAUGUCUGGUCAAUCAAAAGAUACUAAAUCAAAUGCCAAAAUUCAAAUUUAUCAAGAUGAAGCUGCACGUGUUGAUUUAAGAUGUGCCAGUAUACUAGACCAUGUGCCAAUAGAAGAUACUGUACACAAAGAAAAUACAAUAAAACCCGGGCAAUGGAGUAAUUCUUCACGAAAACAUCCAUUGAUACCAUCAUCAGUAAGGCCUGCAUUUAAAGUUCACGAAGAUCGUCUAGAUGACAACAAUAUUGACGUGAAUACUUUAAGACUAUUUCCAAAUCAUACGUCAUUUUUUGAUGGAAGUAAAUAUCAAGAACACAUGGCAGUUCCAGUAUUUGUACCAGAUGCACCAUCAUCAAUGAUAACAAAACCUCGCUAUCCCAAAGAUUUAGUUUAUUUAAAUAAUGCUGAUCGUAGUAUGGAGGAAUUAAGAGCUGAAAAGUAUUUUAAUCAAUUAAGAAAUAUUGGUAAUAAUUGCUCGAGUGUUGAUGAAACGCUAAUGUUGUCUGGAAUCGGUCAGAAUAUUAAUGGAUAUCAUCAGGAUAAUAAUCAUCAUCAUCAUCAUAUACAUCAUCAACAACAACAACAACAACAAGAAAUUGCGGAAAGGGCAUUUGAUGUUGGUGAUAAAGAUAUGGCACAAUUGGAGCAUCAUAGGCGAGCACUUGAACAAAAUCAUCAAGUUGAAUUGGAGAGACAACGAAGAGAAGCCGAAUUGGAAGAACAAAUGAGAGAAUCUGUUGAAUUAGAAAGACAACGAAGAGAAGUUGAAUUAGAACGCCAACGUAGAGAAGCUGAAUUAGAAAGACAACGAAGGGAUGUUGAACUGGAAAGACAACGUAGAGAAGUUGAAUUGGAGAGACAGCGUAGAGAAGCUGCUGAAUUGGAAAGACAACGCAGAGAAGCUGCUGAAUUAGAAAGACAACGCAGAGAAGCUGCUGAAUUAGAGCGACAACAGAGAGAAGCUGCUGAAUUAGAAAGACAACAGCGAGAAGCUGCUGAAAUAGAAAGACAACGAAUUGAAGCUGAACAAAUUGAAAGCCAGAGAAUGGAAGCUGAGUUGAGCCGACAAAGUAAAUUACAAUCGUCAAAUUAUAAUUUACAUCAUUCAUCCAGCGGAGUUGUUGAAUCUGGAGUAGAACAGAUGCUUGGACAAAGUCUUACUGUAAAUACUAAAGAAGCCAUGUCAGUUGUACAAGAUUUAUGGAACUCACCGGCAAACUCAAACUCUCCAUUAAUGGAAAGUCCAAUGUUACACAGAUCUGUAGACUCACGUUCAAAAUUGAAUUUUGAUAUUCAUAUUGACAGUUCAAUGACUCAACAACAUGCCAUGUCUGUACCUAGACAUCAUCCCAAUUACAAUUCUAUCCAAGCUUACCAUGACCAAGAAAAUCAUCAACCAUACAAUUCACCAUACAAUGCUAUUCAAAAUCAUCAUCAGUCUUAUCAAAAUCACCAAAUUUCGGAUCCAUAUCAUUAUCCAAUUCAACAACCACAACAGCAACAACAACAAUCAAUGCUUCACCUUCAAUCACCUCAGAUGCAGUCACAUAUCGAACAGCAGCACAGCAUAAUUCAGCAACAGCAACAUCAUUCUCAAUUACACCAUCAAUCAAUAUCUCAAUCACCACUUCAUCCUCCCCAUCUUUCACACCACUCAGCAUCACCUCAUCUACAUACUCCAACUCAUCAAUUACCACAACCACAACAGCAGCAUCAUCUUCAUCAUCAUCAUCACAGUGUAUCACCACAUAUCCCACCACCAUCACAUCACAUUUACAACAAUAUGCAUCAGAAUCCAAAUAUCCAGAGUUAUCAUCAUCAUCAUCAGCAACCGCAACAGCAACAAUAUCCACCACCAACUAUGAUGCAUCCACCGGCCCUUCAACCAGAAUCACAAAAACAACUUCAUUUUGCUCCUUACGUUGAUCCUCAAGCUGAUAAUAACAAAGACUACAGAAGAUCUGAAUUACCUUACAUAAAAUCACCAGGUAUGAAUCGUCGUGACUUGAAAUAUCUCGAAAAUGCUGAUAAUAAAGAAAACGCAACUGCUAUUGGUUAUAAUAGUGUUAUUGAAGAUAAUAAACAGCCAGUAGAAAAUAACUUAUUUGUUGAUGAAAGUCUGGGUAUAUCACCAUUGUCUGGUGUUAAUGAUACCUGCUAUACUGAAUCAUUCCGUGGACCAUUGCCUAGUUCUACGCCAAUGACUAAUCAAUUCAGGCCAUCAACAUAUCGGUCUAAAGAAGUUGCACAUUUUCAACCACCUCAGAUCCAUUUUCCACCCCAUGUUCAGCAGCAGCAGCAGCAACAACAACAGCAACAGCAACAACAACAUUCUGAAGUACCAGCUGAUCCUGAUGACAAAUUAAGUAUUAUUAUGGAAUCAACCAGAGAGUAUAUUUCUAGUAGUUCUAGCAGUAGUGCUAAUACACGAACAACACAAUUUGGAUUUACAUUGACAACUCGCGAAGAUCAUUUACCAAUUAAAGAACAAUCUAUUAGUCAAGAUAUCGAAAGUACAGAAACACUAUUAUCGGCAAAUGUUAAUACUGAUCAAAGUAUGCGAUCAAAAAUUCAAGCAAUGAAUACUCAAAGUCCACGUACAAUGCAGCGUAAUGUUGAUCAAAUAACAUCUGAAAUAAAAAAUAAUUGUGAUUUACGUAUACCAUUUAAUCUAGAUCGAGAAUCAUCAAUAACAACCGAUAAUAAAAAUAAUAAUAAUAAUAACAAUACUAAUGAUGUUAAUAAUAUUAAUAAUAAUAAUAAUAAUAAUAAUAAUACUGAUAAUAAUAAUAUUAAUGGUAAUAGUAAUAAUAUUUGUGAUGUUAUUGAUGAACCAAUGGAAGAAGUAAAGGAUGAUGAUAAUGAUAAUAAAGACGGUGGUAAUGGUGAUAAUAAUGUCGAGAAUGUGGAUGAGGACGAUGAUGACAAAUUCCAAUUACCCACCGGUGACAUUAACCCAUUUGACAAGUCCCUUAUUUCGGGUCUAUUGAAAAAUAUAAAAUUUCCCCAAGUUCAUCAUUCAGAUGGUUAUGCAAGAUUAAAUAUAAAUAUAAAUAAAUUUGUGCCUUCUAGUAAGAUUACCCUAGGAACAGAUAUAUACGAGUUGGAAAAGUGCCUUGGUAAAGGAACUUAUGGUACUGUUUUGAAAGCAUAUGAUCCACAAACAGAACGAACAGUCGCAUUGAAAACUCAAAAACCAGCAUGGGUCUGGGAAUUUUAUAUUGCCAGAGAAAUAAAAACACGUCUUAAAAAUCCACACAUGUUACGUGGAUUUAUGGAUGUUACUAAAGCAUAUGUUACUAAUAAUGGAAGUAUUCUUGUAUCUGAAUUUUCUAAAUACGGUACAUUAUUGGCUGUUACUAAUCAAGUUAAAAUAGCUACUGGUAAACCACUUACUGAAGCAUUGGCAAUAUUUUUUACCAUUGAAAUGCUAAAAAUUGUUGAGUAUCUUCACAAAUGCCAAAUUAUUCAUGGUGAUAUUAAACCAGAUAACUUUUUAUUAAUGCAUUUGCCAACUGAAGAUGUGAGACCAACAAUCCAAUUGAUUGACUAUGGGUGUAGUAUCGAUAUGAGUCUGUUUCCUGAGGGGACUAAAUUUACACAAAUAAUUAAAACUGAAGACUUUACAUGCAUUGAAAUGCAAACUGGUCGCCCGUGGACUUAUCAAACAGAUUUAUACUGUGUUGCUGCUUCUGCUCAUUGUUUACUUUUUGGAACUUAUAUGCGAGCUGUACCGACUGGAGAACGUUGGUUUAUUAAUACUAAAAUGCCACGAUAUGUACAAAAAGCUUGGGAAACAUUAUUCAAUGAAUUAUUAAACAUUGAAUCAUGUGAAAAAAUGCCGGACUUGAGUGAACUUCGUAGGUUGAUGGAAGAAGCGUUAGCUAAAAUUCCAGCAUUGGAAAUGAAAUUGCGGAGUUUGUCAAAUGUAUUGAAAGGACGAUAGCAAUGCGCCAGCGUUUCAUCGGUAAAAAAAAAAAAAAGAAAAAAACAAACAAACAAAAAGUCAAACUCCAUUACUCGUACCU